GGUGGCUCACGCGGUUCGCACGCUCUGCCGGGGAACAUGGCGGAUAUGGAAGCCGUUACUUUGCCCAAGAAGCAUAAAAAGAAAAAAGAAUCCAAGUCAUUACCAGAAGAAGAUGUUGCAGAAAUCCAACACAUUGGAGAAUUUCUUAUCAAACCUGAAUCCAAAGUGGCUCAGUUGGACACAUCUCAGUGGCCUCUGUUGCUAAAGAAUUUUGAUAAGCUAAAUAUAAGGACGACACACUAUACGCCUCUUCCUUGUGGUUCAAAUCCUCUGAAGCGGGAGAUUGGUGAUUAUAUCAGGACAGGGUUCAUUAAUCUUGACAAGCCCUCUAACCCCUCUUCCCACGAGGUGGUAGCCUGGAUCCGACGAAUACUUCGGGUGGAGAAGACAGGACACAGUGGUACUCUGGAUCCCAAGGUGACCGGCUGUUUAAUCGUGUGCAUAGAACGAGCCACUCGCUUGGUAAAAUCGCAACAGAGUGCAGGCAAAGAGUAUGUGGGAAUUGUCCGGCUGCACAAUGCUAUUGAAGGGGGGACUCAGCUUGCUAGGGCCCUAGAAACUCUGACAGGCGCCUUAUUCCAGCGCCCCCCACUUAUUGCUGCAGUAAAGAGGCAACUCCGAGUGCGGACCAUCUACGAGAGCAAAAUGGUUGAGUAUGAUCCUGAAAGAAGAUUAGGAAUCUUUUGGGUGAGUUGUGAGGCCGGCACCUACAUUCGGACGCUGUGUGUACACCUUGGUUUGUUACUGGGAGUUGGCGGUCAGAUGCAGGAACUUCGGCGGAUUCGUUCUGGAGUCAUGAGCGAGAAGGACCACAUGGUGACAAUGCAUGACGUGCUCGAUGCCCAGUGGCUGUACGAUAACCACAAAGAUGAGAGUUACCUGCGGCGAGUUGUUUACCCUCUGGAAAAGCUGUUGACAUCUCAUAAACGGCUGGUUAUGAAAGACAGCGCAGUGAACGCAAUCUGCUAUGGGGCCAAGAUCAUGCUUCCAGGUGUGCUGCGAUAUGAGGACGGCAUUGAAGUCAACCAGGAGAUCGUGGUCAUCACCACCAAAGGGGAAGCUAUCUGCAUAGCUAUUGCAUUAAUGACCACAGCAGUGAUCUCUACCUGCGACCAUGGGAUAGUAGCCAAGAUCAAGAGAGUGAUCAUGGAAAGAGACACUUACCCUCGGAAGUGGGGUUUAGGUCCAAAGGCCAGUCAGAAGAAGCUGAUGAUCAAGCAGGGCCUUCUGGACAAGCACGGCAAGGCCACAGCCAGCACGCCCACCACCUGGACACAGGAGUAUGUUGACUACAGUGAUGCCGUGAAGACAGAGGCGGUUGCUUCACCAGUAAAGGCCACAAAGCGGAGUCGAGAGAGUGAAAGUGAUGAGACUUCACCAGAGCCAGAGUCUCCAGAGCCGGUCAAGGAGAAGGAGAAGGAAAAGGAGAAGAAAAAGAAGAAGAAGGAGAAGAAGGCCAAAGCCGCUGCGGAGGAUGCAGGCGAGGCGGCAGAUGGGGACAGUGAUACCACCAAAAAGAAGAAGAAGAAAAAGAAAAUCAAAAUGGAAGUCGUUUCUGACUAGUGGAGAUCACUUUAAGCACUGUGCCCAGCUGGGAGGAGAAAUUAAAGCCUUAUUGAGAAAA
Molecule: messenger RNA, 1624 nt
Organism: Myotis brandtii (Brandt's bat)
Lineage: Eukaryota; Metazoa; Chordata; Mammalia; Chiroptera; Vespertilionidae
Gene: DKC1
Product: dyskeratosis congenita 1, dyskerin
Exons: 15
Coding region: 37-1563 (508 amino acids)
Biological process (GO): snRNA pseudouridine synthesis; rRNA pseudouridine synthesis; box H/ACA sno(s)RNA 3'-end processing
Cellular component (GO): box H/ACA snoRNP complex
Molecular function (GO): pseudouridine synthase activity; RNA binding
Source: RefSeq, a predicted model, not a curated record